Oncorhynchus tshawytscha (Chinook salmon) is the source of this 6165-nucleotide messenger RNA. RefSeq names its product FHF complex subunit HOOK interacting protein 1B (gene fhip1b). Lineage: Eukaryota; Metazoa; Chordata; Actinopteri; Salmoniformes; Salmonidae. The record is from RefSeq and is a predicted model, not a curated record. Gene Ontology annotation, biological process: lysosome organization; early endosome to late endosome transport; endosome organization. Gene Ontology annotation, cellular component: FHF complex.
GAGAGAGAGAGAGAGAGAGAGAGAGAGAGAGAGAGAGAGAGAGAGAGAGAGAGAGAGAGAGAGAGAGAUUGUGAAAUCAUGAAAAUGGUUUGUUGUUGUCUGAAGGAAUAACCUAUGCGACAAAAAAAAAAAAAAAAAUGUAUACAAUUCAACGGCGAUCUUUCUUUUUGCGUCGGUGAGUAAAGCUACUUACGUUUUCACAGUGCUGUGUAAUUAUUAUUUUACUGUACACUGGUCGACUGACAGUGGAAUAUCCUGGCUAGUAAAACUGUUAAAUGAGCUAGCUAGGCUAGCGAAGUUAUCCUGUGGAAAUCACUGCUCCUCCGCAGCAGUUUAGCGGUUUUGUCGUUAAAUACUGCAAACCCAAACGUCCCGGGGUAGCAGUUGGGGCUAAGGAAGGCUAAGCUGACUGGUGACUUCCCUUAGAAGCUGGUGUUGGACUGGAGCAGCCAGCUCGGGCCAUGAGCCAGAAGUCCCUCUUCCCUCUGUGGACCAGAGCCAACAUGGAGGUUUAGACCAGACAGACGCCGAGCAAGUGUUCAGUGCUGUGGGUCCUCUGCCUGGGAAUGGAGUGGUGUCAGCUGCAGACUGGAUGACAGGGUCUUCAGGGAUAGCCCACCACUAAUCCGUUACGUUACGGUAACACUGACGGAGAGAGACAUCCUCACCCCGGCGACCACAACAGAAUCUACCUCUUUUUCCUCAUCCGACACUAUCUGGACUCUCUUCUGGUCCCUUCUACUGCCCCCUCCUUCCCUUCCCUCUCCUCCUCUUUCCCUCACCUUCCCUCCUCCCCCCCUCCUCUUCCCUACUCUCAAUCUCUUCCUUCUCUCCUACCUUGUUGUCCAUGUGCCAGCACCUCUCUCCUGCUCCUGUCUGAAACCUGAACAUUGACCUCUGACCCUUGAUCCCUCUGGAGGUCAGGAUGAGCUGGCUGAGCCGGCUGACCCCCCGGGGUCCGGGGGGCAGGUCCAGUAGGAACGUAGCCUCUUCCAGUCCCUGUACUGCUGACCCAGAGACCUGCCUCAUGGUGUUCGAGAACCACUGGAGACAGUUGUCCUGGGUACUGGAACAGCAGGAGCCGUCAGGAUGUAGCGAUGACCUCACCGCGGUGCGGAACCACACCGAUCAGAUGCUGUGCCUCCUGGCUGAAGAGCGACCGGGAGAAGUGGGCGAGGGCCCCCCCGGUGGACCCAUCCUGGGUCUGGUGGUGACCGAGAACGUCCUGGAGCGAGUGGUGCAGUGGCACCUGCGUCGCGGAUUGGACCCAGACAGCCAGGGGGCGUUGCUCAAGCUGUUCGAGAUGCUGAUAGGCCAGUCUCAGCAGCCCUUGCUCCAACACAAGGCGGUGCUGCAGCCUCUACUGGGUCUGCUGGGGGCCUGUGCUGAGCCCCAGCUGGGCUGCCCUCCCUCUCUGGAGAACAGUCUGGUGCUGCUGCUCAACCAGAUCUGUGUGUCGAUGGCGCGUGCCCCUGCGGUGUUGGAGCUGUUGUUUAGGUCUGCCCCGGCCCAACACGGUCCUACCAACCUGCUCAUCUUCUCCCUGUUGGUCCCCUUCAUCCACCGUGACGGAGCCAUCGGACAGCAGGCCCGGGACGCCCUGCUCCUCGUCAUGGCAACCUCCGCCAGCAACCAGGGCGUGGCACGCUACAUCGCAGAGAACUCCUACUUCUGCCCAGUGCUGGCCACGGGCCUCAGUGCUCUCUACUCCUCCCUGCCGAGGAAGAUAGAGGUACGGGGGGAUGACUGGCACGCUCUGCGCAGGGAGGACUGGAUGGGCGUGUCUUCUCUGGUGCUCUUCAUGAACUCUCUGGAGUUCUGUAACGCUGUCAUUCAGGUGGCUCACCCCCUGGUCCGCAGCCAGCUGGUCGACUACGUUCACAACGGCUUCCUGGUCCCUGUCAUGGGACCCGCCCUACACAAGUCAUCUGUAGAUGAGAUGAUAGCCAGUACAGCCUACCUGGAUCUGUUCCUGCGCAGUGUGACGGAAACAGCUCUCCUCAAAACCUUCCUACGCUUCAUCCUCAUGCAUCGCCAUGACAACGACACCAUCCUGGACACCUUGCUAACUCGCGUCAGCAGCAACUCCAGGCUGUGUAUGGUGUCUUUGAGCCUGUUCAGGACUCUGCUCUCUCUCAACUGUGAAGACCUCAUGUUGCAGCUCGUUCUCAGGUAUCUUCUACCCUGUACCCAUGUGAUGUUGAGUCAGAGGCGUGCCGUCAGGGACACCGAUCUAUAUGGUAAAUCAGCUGACAAGUUCCUGUCCCUCAUCCCAGAGUGCUGCCGCCUCAGCGUACUGCCCUCUGCUGAGCGGGAGGAAGAACCAGCCUUCUGGGGGAAAGUACUGAACAGCCCCAGCUCAGAGUCUCCUGUGCACCCCAAACCGAGCACUCCGUCCCGCCUGGCCCUCUUCAUGCGCCAGCAGAGCACUGCACUGCCCUUCACCCCCUCCCCCACUGAGACGGUCCCCUCGUCCCCCCGCGGGGGCCCUAGCACCCCCCUGUCCCCCGACAGCCCCAUGCACCCCGUCCCAGAGGGGCUGGACUGGGAGUCGGGGUACCUGGAGUACCUCAGGGACGCCCGUAGGGGGGUAGAGCUGUGCUCCUGGGCCUGCCGGAACUGGUCAGCCCCCUACGACGGAGAGGACCCCUCACCCAACACGGCCCCUCUACCACCCCCGCCCCCCACCUCCAACCCCUCCCUGGCCAUGUUCCCAGAGCACUUCUCCUUCCAGCAAGGAGGAGGAGGUGGUAGUACCUCCCACGGCCAGCAGAGGGCAGCGGUGGUGGCAGCUGCGCGGUCAGAGUGGAGCAGUACAGAGAGGGACAGUGGAGAGUGGGAUGUCACCAUCUGUAAGAACAACUGUACCAUCAGUCUCACGCCCCGCACCAAGAAACGCAGCCUGCAGAGAGAGGAGGUCCCCCUCCCCAAACCUCUCCACCUCCCUCCUGACUCUACCUCUGCCUCCGUCCCUGACCCCUCUGCUGCCGCCCACCUCCCCUCCGGCCCCUCCAUAGGCCCUCACCAGGCCAUCUUCAAUGGAACGUCGUCGGGGGGUCAGGAGGACGGGUGUCCAGACAGCCAGGAUGGAGGGAUGGAGGUUAAGAAGGUGAAGAGAGAUUUGGACGAGCAGCAGCAGCAUGGAGACUCUAGUCAGAACGUUGCAGUAGGUGCCAGCCCAACCCCGGUCCCUACCCCGGCCCAGUCCUGUGGGCCCCUACAGGGGUUGCACAGGGAAGGGAAUGGAAGUGUGACUGGGGAAAACUCCAGGCGUCUAACAUCACACGUACAGAGUCACACCCAGGAUCAGCCUGCUCCGUGGACUCCAGCAUCCUGUGCCAACUCCUCCAACGUCAGCCUGACCCCUCAGGUCCCUGGAUCGGGACCUCCAGAGGCAAUGCUCUCUACCCAGUCAGAAGCAGUGGAGAGACUGAUCUCUGAGCUCCUGGAUGGGGCUGGACCGGGGGAGGGGGGGCAGCAGGGGCCCGGAGACUCCAACGGCCAGGGCAUCAGCAUCGAGGCCUUCACCCAGGAACUCCGGGAGCUGGAGGAGAGGGUGAGGGAAAGGAGCAGGGGGGUUGGGCUUCUCAGACAGCUGGAGGAGACCACCAGAGACCCCGACUCAGAGGAACCACUGCCCCCCUCACCCCUGGACGCUGACCUGAUUGGGACUGGGGCAGGGUCUGGAGUGGAGCCCAAGGUAGUGGGGUCAGCUGUGGGGCUGUUCAGCCCUGCCAGGCCUCUAGGACAGCCAUCCGCUCAGCCCUACACAGGUCCGUUUAUGGUGGUUCUGUUUGCCAAGCUGGAGAACAUGCUCCAGAACACUCUGUAUGUGAACAUCCUGUUGACGGGGAUUCUGGGCCAGCUAGCCUGCUACCCUCAGCCCCUGCUCCGAUCCUUCCUCCUCAACACCAACAUGGUGUUCCAGCCCAGCGUCAAGUCUCUCAUUCAGGUUCUGGGCUCAGUAAAGAGCCGCAUUGAGGUGUUUGCAGCAUCCCAUGAGAACUUCCCUGCCAUGCUGAGGAAAGCCCAGCGCUACCUGGUUGCCAGGGGCAAGGUGGACUGGGCUGACUCUUCCCCCAUGGGGGUACCCACCCUGCGACGCUCUGAUUCCCUGGUGAAGAGCCGGAAACCUUCGCUAGGCGACCUGAUCAUGCGACACACCAACAGCCCCACGCGGGCACGCCAUGCCGCACAGCUUGCCCUGGCCCACGUACGAGACGGUGGCCAAUCGCUGCACAGUGCCCUGUUCCGGGGAGGGACUGGGGGAGGGGCGUCGGGGCUGGAGAAACAGGUGGAGGCUCUGAGGGUGAAGAACGCCGUCUACUGCGCCGUCAUCUUCUCUGAGUUCCUCAAGGAGCUGGCCGCUCUGGCCCAGGAGCACGCAGUCUCCAUGCCCUUCCUCCAGAGCCACGACACUGAGGAGUGAUGCUGUCAGUCUCCGUGCCCUUCCUGAGGAGUGAUGCUCCCAAUUCUGCGUCCCAAUUCUACACCAUCCUCCCAAUGUGUGGUCUUGCAGACUCCCCAUCAUUGGCUGAAGGCAUUUCUUUCCCUACCAUUUUAAAUCUAUGAUGGAAUGUGAUCUGGGGAAUGUCUGGACCCCCAUGUCCACAAAACAUCUGAGUAUUAUGCGUUUUAAACUUUUAGAUCACAUGGACAGGUCCUAGACGGGCACCCCUCCUCGGAGACACUUUGUGGAUGUGGGUUCUUUCCUCUGUCCAGCUACCGUUUACCCCCUCCCUCCUGCAGGGGGCAGAGGGGAGCACUGACAGGGCUGAGCGCUGCAGGGAAGAGACGAGGGAGAGAGGGGGGGGGGGGGUAAUUCGGACAAUGAGAAAUCGAAGAAGGGAAUUGCAGUUGCUACAUGUGAAAGAGUAUUAGGGGAGAGACUACAAAACUCUUUUGUUAUGAGACUGUGCAUAUCAUGUAAGUAUUAUUUAUGUGGAUAUAUACUAUGAACACUAACUCUCAGUACAUGUAGAUUUUAGAGGGUGGUCUGUAGUGUACAUGGGUACGUGGUGCUGAGUCAGCUCUUUCCACUCUCCUCUAUUUAGUAAAUUAUGCUCAUUAAGACAUGUACCAGCUUAAAAAGGAGAACAAGGUUAAAGCUUCCGUCUUUUAGGAAAUUAGGCAACAACAAAAAAAAUGCCCCCCCGACUUUCAUGUCGCUGUUCGGGUACAGAGCAUCUCAACGAGACACAUCUUUUGUUUUGUGUUUUGAAACCCAUCGCCUCAGCGUUGGAGAUUUAACAAGAAGGGAGGAAUGGGAGAGGAGGGGUCUGGGAAAGGGAACCAGAGGACAGAGAUCCUCUGUAACUGUCCUGGACAACGUCUUCAUGUUUUAGCAUUCAUAUUUUGAAUUGAAUUAUUUAUUUUCUAAAUGAAACCUUUUUAAGACAUAUCAAUGCCAUGUGGGAGUGGCAAAAUCUCAACGUGUGUGUGUGUGUGUGUGUGUGUGUGUGUGUGUGUGUGUGUGUGUGUGUGUGUGUGUGUGUUGCAUGUAUUAGAAUGUCUCCUUCUCAGAGGAACAAUAUCCAGUCAGUUGUCAGGCCUGCACCUGGGGUUGCCAUUGCAAAGGUGUGUUUCUGUUCUGGUGUUGCCAUGGGAAAAGUGAGUUUCUGUUCUGGUGUUGCCAUGGGAAAGGUGUGUUUCUGUUCUGGUGUUGCCAUGGGAAAAGUGUGUUUCUGUUCUGGUGUUGCCAUGGGAAAAGUGUGUUUCUGUUCUGGUGUUGCCAUGGGAAAGGUGUGUUUCUGUUCUGGUGUUGCCAUGGGAAAAGUGUGUUUCUGUUCUGGUGUUGCCAUGGGAAAGGUGUGUUUCUGUUCUGGUGUUGCCAUGGGAAAAGUGUGUUUCUGUUCUGGUGUUGCCAUGGGAAAAGUGUGUUUCUGUUCUGGUGUUGCCAUGGGAAAGGUGUGUUUCUGUUCUGGUGUUGCCAUGGGAAAGGUGUGUUUCUGUUCUGGUGUUGCCAUGGGAAAACUGUGUUUCUGUUCUGGUGUUGCCAUGGGAAAAGUGUGUUUCUGUUCUGGUGUUGCCAUGGGAAAGGUGUCUCUGCUCAGAAGGUUUAAAGUUGUGUUGUGGGACUGAGGUAGGAAAGGCUCGUCAGAGCACUAUAAUACGCAGAAGGAUCAAUGAGUUAGCCAGCUAACUUCAAUAAACAACCAGAAAUAA